CGCUGUCUGUGAUAACCUGCCUUUCUGAUUGAUCUCUUAUCAUUAUUUCGUAUUCCAGGCGCCCUGCUUUAUUACCGAUGCACUGAGAUUAAAGCAGAGCGAGAGAGGCAGGGAGAGCAGAGAUUCCCAUUGUUUUGGAAUCCUUUUAGAAAGAGGGGCUUUUUUUUUCGUUAGUGGUUACAGUGAAGCGAUGGGGAUGGGAGCUCUCCGUUCGCACAUCCCCCGCAGACGCUGCAUUGGCGUGACCUGCAUCCCAGCUGGAAGGACACUCAGCCGGGCGACGAUGUGAGGUUGGCCCGUUCCCUAAGCCCCUGCCUCCGGCCGCUGUUGGAGCAUGCUGUGGAGGGGGCUAUGCCCCCGCUCCCGGCUCUCUCUCGGGCUCGCCCUCUGUGUCUCGCUGCUGUGCUGGCUUUAUGUCUACCCGGUCUACAGGAUCCCCGACGAGAAGGAGAUAGUCGAGGAGAUCCUGCAGCAGGCGCGCUGGAAGAGGAACCAGACAGCCAUCGCCGCAUUCAGGAGACUACUUGAACAAUGUUGUGAUGCACAACGGCUGUUUGCUGUGACAAAGUUGAACUCACCCUUGGGAAAGAAUCUCAGGUUUGAUGGAGAGUUCCUCUACUCACUUGCUGUCAACAAUGAAAUCUUCUCCAUGUUUCCACAGGAUACACCAUUCCAGUUGCCGCUGAAAAAGUGUUCGGUUGUGGGAAAUGGCGGAAUUUUGAAGGAGAGUAAUUGUGGCAGUCGGAUCGACAAGGCAGAUUUUGUCAUGCGAUGUAACCUCCCUCCUCUAUCUAAUGAAUACACCAAGGACGCAGGGUACAGGACGCACCUAGUGACUGCAAACCCAAGCAUCAUUGAGAAAAGAUUCCAGAACCUUCUGUGGUCCAGGAAAUCCUUUGUGGAAAGCAUGAAGGUGUAUGGCCAUAGCUAUAUUUACAUGCCUGCCUUUUCCAUGAAAACAGGGACAGAUCCUUCCUUCCGUACCUACUACACAUUGUCUGACUUCAGUGCCAACCAAACCAUACUCUUUGCCAAUCCGGAUUUUUUGCGCAAUGUUGAGAAGUUCUGGAAGGGCAAGGGAAUCCAUGCCAAGCGCUUGUCCACUGGCCUAUUCCUUGUCAGUGUUGCCUUGGGCCUCUGUGAAGAUGUGACCCUUUAUGGAUUUUGGCCAUUUUCAAUGGACCUGCAAGGGAGGAUAAUUAGCCACCACUACUAUGACAAUGUGAUGCCUUUUUCAGGCUACCAUGCCAUGCCAGAGGAGUUCCUCCAACUCUGGCUCCUGCAUAAAAGUGGCAUAUUAAAGAUGCAGAUUGGCAAAUGUGAUGAGAAUACAAAGCAGUGAAUUGCAGAAGUGUGGAGGGGUGUAACAUACAGAUUUCUGAUGUAGCCCUUGCAGGGUAAAUCUAUUGACUUGCACAGACAUUUCGUUUUGAUAUCGACCCAUAUCAUGUGAGAGAAACGGUGACUGAACACAAAACCAGAACAUCUCUCUUCAUUGCCAUAGACUGCGAAUGCAUUUACUGAAAUAAGUGAUGGAGUGACCUAGAUCCGUACUGACUUCUACUUCCAACACUU
Molecule: messenger RNA, 1575 nt
Organism: Hemiscyllium ocellatum (epaulette shark)
Lineage: Eukaryota; Metazoa; Chordata; Chondrichthyes; Orectolobiformes; Hemiscylliidae
Gene: st8sia1
Product: ST8 alpha-N-acetyl-neuraminide alpha-2,8-sialyltransferase 1
Exons: 5
Coding region: 335-1342 (335 amino acids)
Biological process (GO): N-glycan processing; oligosaccharide metabolic process
Molecular function (GO): alpha-N-acetylneuraminate alpha-2,8-sialyltransferase activity
Source: RefSeq, a predicted model, not a curated record